Aphis gossypii (cotton aphid) is the source of this 4560-nucleotide messenger RNA. RefSeq lists its product as uncharacterized. Gene Ontology annotation, molecular function: DNA-binding transcription factor activity, RNA polymerase II-specific; protein dimerization activity; RNA polymerase II cis-regulatory region sequence-specific DNA binding. The record is from RefSeq and is a predicted model, not a curated record. Gene Ontology annotation, biological process: regulation of transcription by RNA polymerase II. Lineage: Eukaryota; Metazoa; Arthropoda; Insecta; Hemiptera; Aphididae. Gene Ontology annotation, cellular component: aryl hydrocarbon receptor complex; cytoplasm; transcription regulator complex.
GCCGAGUGAGUGAGCGCGCGCACGCCCGCCGCCCGCGAUGUUACGGUGCGCAAGCCCGGCUGCACUGCAGGACCGGACCACUCGCGCAUACGCAGCGGCACGACCCACCGGCGGAGGCGGUCCGCGUGCCCGCGAUUUUUUCCCUUUCUUCAAUGUGUCAAUGUCGAGCGAUUCGCCACGGUCGCCAGAAGUAGUCGCCGAGUCGGAAGCAACAUGUGCUGUACACGCGAUUCCGAGUUGAGUGCGGUUAGGGUUUUUGACGCUCGUGCCGCCGACGACGAAGCCGUUACCGCGCUCUGCCGCUAACUGUCGCCGGUGAUAUUAUAUUAUCGCUAUCAUUAUUAUAUUAGUGUCCUGACCGUUUUGUCGUUCGAAAGUCUCUCGCCGCUUCCGGUCAUCGCGUACGUCGUUAAUUAUAUAUAACGGUAUAAUAUUAUAAUAUACUUAUUGUCGUUUCGUGAUUUUUUUUUCCGUUCGUUUUUCCGCGUUUCGCGCCCGCCGCCGCGAAAGGAUAAUAAUUACGGCCUUAUCGAACCUUUGGAUCGAAAAAUCCAAAACCUGGCGCAUCGGUACGACGACGAUCUUUACGGCGACGUCAUGUUUCCGGGCGGCUGUUGCGACGAUCCCGCGGCCGUACCGUCGUCCAUGUACACCGCCGGCGGCACGAUGAUGCCUCUAGCCGUGACCGGUUUCGCGCCGGCCGCGGUAGACCGUCAUCGUCACUCGUACGCGCCACAUCUUCAGCAGCAGCAGCAGCAGCACCAUCACCUCCAACAACAACAACACGGAAAUCCGCAGUUGUCGUACCACCAACUGUGCGACUCGCCCGCGAUGCAGCGCCGCAACCAGAAUCUGUGCGCCGCGAUGUCGCCGGUCACGUCGCUGGACAACGGCUACCGGUCCGUGUCUUCGUCGUCGCUGUCGCCGCCCAUGUCCUCGUCGUCGUCGAUGUCGCCCGUGUCGUACCAGCCCGUCUACUCGCCCAACCAACCGUCGUACGACUGUCACGGCGUGCCCGCUCAUCCGUCGGUGGCCGACUUUCCGCCGCCGCAGCCGCACAACCAAUAUUACAUCCCUUACGACAGCAAUCAUCCCCCGAUGGGCGGUCUGAACGACGCUCAAGUGCCGGUGCCCGCGAUGUUGCCGAACCACUCUUUACACAAUAACAACAACAACAAUUAUUACCAUAGCAGUAACAACAACAAUAACAGCUAUAACAACAACAACAACAACAACUAUAACAACGUCAAAUACAACAACAUCAACAAUAACAACAACCCUUAUACCGAUCGCUGCGAAUACCGGAACGUGAUCGCCGAUAAACCCACCACGAACAAUUCUAGCCGACAAAGUCGAAAUCUGGCAGAAAAACAACGACGAGAGAAGUUGAAUAAUUUUAUCGCAGAACUUACAAAACUUGUUCCAUUGAUAUCAAAUGCUUCUAAGAAAAUAGAGAAAACUAGUGUUCUUAGACUCAGUGCUGCAUAUCUUCGGUUGAAUCGAUUCUUAGUCGGCCUAAAAGAAAAACGUAAAGAACUGCCAGUUUAUAUAAAGGAGGUUAACGUGGCUGAUCUUCUGUUGGACGAUAACGAUAUAUACCUGAUGGUCACAUCGGCUGGAAAAAUAGUGUUUGUUUCCCAUUCCGUGGAGAAUAUAUUAGGCUAUUCACAGAUUGAUCUCAUGGGCCAAUCGCUUUUUAAUAUUGCCAAUCCCAAAGAUCACGAUGAACUUAAAAAAAACCUGAAGUAUCAUCAAGAUGAAACCUCAAACGACACCAGUAUCAUUCCGAAUGAUGACUCUUCGCUGAAUGUUAAACAAAAUAGUAAUGAAAAUUAUAAAAUACAACGUCGAUCAUUUUAUUUACGGUUAAUCAAGAAAGUUGUUUCUCGUGAUGAACAACCCGAGUUGGAGUUGGUACAUGUGAUGGGGACAUUAAUGGUUCAAAAUUCCGGAAAUAAAAAUAAUGAAAUUGGUGAAAAUGAUGUAGUAUUGAAUGCAGUAGUCAGGCCAUUCAAUGAACGACGUGUAACUGAAGUAUCAAUGUUAGAAGCAACUCGUGAAGAAUAUAUAACCAGACAUCAAAUUGAUGGUCGUAUAAUAUAUGUAGAUCACAGAAUAUCUAUUGUAUCUGGAUUUAUGCCUCAAGAAGUAUCUGGACAACUGGCAUUCAAAUAUAUGCAUAGAGAUGAUGUACGUUGGGUGAUGAUCGCUCUAAGACAAAUGUAUUUUAAGGGUCAAAGUUUUGGAAGUAGUUGCUAUAGAUUGUUGUCGAAAAAUGGAGAAUUUGUGUAUAUGAGAACACAUGGUUUUUUGCAAUUGAAUCCAAAUGAGGAUACAAUUGAAUCGUUUAUCUGCGUUAAUACCUUAGUGCCCCCAGAACAAGGAAAAAAAGAAAUAAUCGAAAUGAAAAAACGGUUUACACCAUUAAUAGUCGCUGCAUCUGAACCUGGUAUUGCUGCAAUAACUAACAAUCAAUUUAUGGAAAAAGAAUCUACUGCGACAUUAGAAGAUGUUACCGAAGAUCUGAAAACACUAGACAAGGUGGUCGAACAAAUGAUUCAAAAUAUUCCUGAACCAGCAAUGGACAAUUUUAAAGUUACUGCAAAGAAUCCUGGACCUUUACCAGAUAACCAGGAGUAUAUGAGAGUUGCCCUUUUGUCUAAGUCAAUACCACCAGUUUCAGUAGCAUCUAAUGCACCAAAAAUUUAUAAACGAUCAUCUUUAUCCCCUCAGUCCAAUGUUAAGCCAGUUGUAACUCAGGAUCGACCAUCUGUUCUUCGAGUGGCACCACCAAUUUCUCGACAACCUGUACUAGUUUACAAUCAUCAAACUUAUGACAAAACCACAGAGAAAGACAGAGCUUAUUUAGAGCGUAGGGGUGGCAUAUUUGUCUUACCUAAGAGACAAAACGAUUCUCAUGUAAUACCAGAUAACUUGCCAAAAAAAGCAAAAAUGGUUCUAGAGCCACAAGUUGAAUCACCUGCUUGUAGCAAUUACAGCAAUCAAGCAAAUUUACAGUCUGACAAUCAGCUAAGCACUAAAGGAUGUAUUGACAAUUUUUCUAAUUUUCAAGCUACUCCAAUUCAACUAAUUUCACACAGCAUCAAUGAACAUAAUAUUGAUCCUAUAAUUGAUGAUGUGACGGAUAUUGAACAUUUUUCGAAAACAAUUGACGAUAAUGAUUUGUUCUUGGGACCAGAUAGUUAUGAUUCAUUUGUUAAUGGUGUUUAUGAUGAAGUAAAUCCAAUAGAUAUCAUUGAAGAUCCUUUAAUUCAUAAUCUGCAAUACAACCGGAGUUUAGAAAGUGCAUUACUUGAGAAAAAGCAAAACACACUAAAGACAAAAAUGGACCAACAACAAGGUCAACUGAAAGAAAUCCAGACAGAGUUAAAUUCGCUUUCUUCAAAUGCUAACACUCAUUAUCUAGCUACAGAUUUUUCUCACUUAAAGGCUGAACAUGAGCAUCAACAGCAAGUGUUACGUGAACUACAAGGUGUCCACCAAAACAUCGGAGUGUGACUAUCAAUGCAAUAUUAUGUAACUUAAUAUUUCACUUGGCACGUAUGAUUGGCUUGAUAUAUUUAUAUUCUUAUUGAUCCUGGUUUUAGAAAAAUACAAAUUAAACAUACAACGUCAUAACCAAAUUAAAACUGUAAAUUGUAAACUACUUGUUAAUUUGUAUUUAUAUAUAAACAUAUAUAUAUAUAUAUAUUCUUUUAACUUAAAUUUAUUUAGUGUCAUUUGUCUUAUUUCCUAAGUUAUCUAUUUGUUAUAGUUAUAGUUAUUAUUACUAUUAUUAUUAUUAUUAUUAUUAUUAUUAUUAUUAUUAUUAUUAUUAUCGUUACCUAGUAUUUGUAUGACACUACUAUAAGUAGUUACAAAGACUCCUAAGUUUCUUUACCUUUUGUUGUUUUGUUUUACAUUCUUUUAUAUGGCAGAUGCUCAAAAAAUUUAAUAGUGACUGACUCGUGUUCAUUAUUAUACAUUUUUAUUAAUUUUUUUUUUUUUUUUUGUAAUAUUUUAAUAAAGUUAUCAACAAAUUCAAACAUAUAUUUUUAUAGCAUCGCAAAUACAAUUUUAUUCAAUAUACCUCCUAAACAGGUGGUUAAACUAUAAACAAUUUUUUAAAUAACAAUUUUUUGUCAGUGCCAUGAGUUUUCCCAAUGUCAACAUGAAAUGAUCUUUAAAUUAUAUGUUACCACAAUAUUAUCCUUUCCAUUUAUAAUUUUAAAUUAUAUACUGUAUUUACUAUAUUAGAUUUGUAACAAGUUAGUUAUAAAUUUAAUUAACUAUUUUGUAUUUUUAAAAAUUUGAUAAUAAUAUAUACUAUAAACGUGUGUGUGUGUGUGUAUUUAUAUACUAUGUAUAAGUGUUCUAUAAUUUAUAAUUUUCUCUAAAUACAUUGAGCAUUUUAAUACAAAAAGAAUUAAUAAUUUAUGUCCAAUGAUUUAUAUAUUUAUAUAUACUUAUGUACAAACAUAUUUAUAUAUACAUAUAUACAUAUACAUAUUAUAUUUUAUUUUUAAUUAUUAUUUUAAUAUAACUAUUAUUAUUUGUUUA